Molecule: messenger RNA, 303 nt
Organism: Staurois parvus
Lineage: Eukaryota; Metazoa; Chordata; Amphibia; Anura; Ranidae
Source: the annotation of a GenBank genome assembly
AUGUCAGUACCAAAAGCGGUAACCCCGAGCUACACUCGGGCUUACCAUGCGGCGCUGCAUAGGGAGUCCCUGCAGAGCUUACCUUGUCCUUCGCUCCCGCGAUGUGUCCCCUGCAGCGUCCCCGGCCAUCUCCUCCAGCCGAUGCCGGCAUCCGGCUUCUGUGUUCCGGUCCCUGUGACGUCGGGACGUACGGGCGCUGCCAGCGGUGGGAAAUUUGAAAAUUUAAAAAAAUGUCAUUUUUUUCCAAACAACUUUUACAUAUGCUUUGUCCUGUGCCCUGCCUGCAUUUUGUCUGUUCUUUCU